Molecule: messenger RNA, 2256 nt
Organism: Hypoxylon trugodes
Lineage: Eukaryota; Fungi; Ascomycota; Sordariomycetes; Xylariales; Hypoxylaceae
Product: amine oxidase
Exons: 8
Coding region: 1-2256 (751 amino acids)
Cellular component (GO): mitochondrial inner membrane
Molecular function (GO): copper ion binding; oxidoreductase activity
Source: RefSeq, a predicted model, not a curated record
AUGAAUUUCUGCGAACUUCGUUUGCUAGAGCCUCCCUUUCCGAAGAAGGUGGCCAUCGUCGGCAGCGGUUCUGCUGGAAUUGGUGCUCUCUGGGCCCUGAACCGUACUCAUCAUGAUGUUUACAUGUACGAGGCGGCCGACCGCUUGGGUGGUCACACAAAUACGGUAGAAUGGAAGAAGGGCAAAUUUACUACCCUGGUAGACACAGGGUUCAUCGUCCUCAACACGGCAACAUACCCCAAUUUCAUCAACUUCCUCAAGUAUAUCAAAGUUAAUACGGUGCCCACUGAGAUGACUUUUGGUGUUUCACGAGAUCGCGGAACGUUCGAAUGGGCGGGAACCGGUCUAGAUGCCAUAUUCUGCCAGAGGAGGAAUCUGUUCUCAUUGAGAAUGUGGAGGCUGAUCUUCGAUAUUGUUCGCUUUAACCAGUUUGCUCUAGACUUGCUAAAGGACGACAGCGAUGGAUCGUAUUCAAACUCGAAGGGCCCCAAGGAUUUGUAUAAGCCGAUGGAAACUAUUGGCGAGUACUUGGACAAGGAGGGAUACUCAGACACAUUCCGCAACGAUUAUUUGAUACCCAUGACAGCUGCUGUAUGGAGUACGAGUCCCGAUAAAUGCGCCUUAGAAUUUCCGGCUGUGACACUUGUUCGAUUUAUGUGGAAUCAUCACCUCUUAAGUACAGUCGCUACACGACCUGACUGGCUCACUCUAGAGGGAGGCGCAAAAUCGUACAUCGAUGCGGUGAUGAGUGGAUUUCCUCCAAAUCACCUAUUCCUAAAGACAGCAGUUAAGCAUAUCACCAACGACGCAAAAGGAUCCGUGAGACUGCAUUUUGAAAAUGGAAAAUCAGAGGUUUUCGACCAGGUCAUCUUGGCUACUCAUGGAGACCAAGCUUACCAGAUCAUCAAGCCAUCAGCUACGCCGGAGGAGAGGGCCAUCAUGUCUUCAUUCAAGACUUCAGAGAACACAUGUGUUCUCCAUUCAGACCUUUCACACAUGCCCAAGCGUGAAAAUUCCUGGUCAGCAUGGAAUUAUCUUACAGUAUCGUCGCCAUGGACAGGCAAAGACGUUGAUCAGGUGUCCUUGACUUAUAAUAUGAAUAUCCUGCAGCAUAUCCCAAGACAAGGCUUUGGCGAUGUCCUUGUAACCCUGAACCCCAUUCACGAACCAAAGCCGGAGACUGUUCAAGGUCGAUACUCAUACUCGCAUCCUCUAUACACCCCCGCUGCAAUCCAGGCGCAACAAGCUUUACCGAGGAUACAGAAUACAAGAGGAAUCAGCUAUGCGGGAGCAUGGACGAAAUAUGGGUUUCACGAGGAUGGGUUCAGUAGCGGCUUGCACGUAGCUCAGGCUCAUCUUGGAGCGAAGCUACCAUUCGAAUUCGUGGACUCGACAUACAGCCGUGGAAAGCAACCUCACAUGGGCGUUGUGGAUUUGAUGAACGGUCUUUUCCCGGCACCAUGGCGUGCAUUACGAGCAAGCACAUCAUCAUGGGCGUGCGAAUCCUGCCGUCGGGCCCUCGCUCGAGGGAAACCAUUGCGAUUACCGUCAGCACCGCGGAGGACUGUAACGAAUAGCACCACGAAAAAGCAGCAUGCCUCCGCUACCGCCGUAUCUCCUUCGAUGGAGCGAGUGCACGAGUACUAUAAAUACAGGAAUAGGACUACGAUGUACUACACGCUCAGCAUCAUCCUCGGUACCGUCGCCUUCUCGUACGGAUCCGUACCUAUGUACAAGAUGAUCUGCCAAACAACCGGUUGGGGCGGCCAACCGAUCCGCGCGCCCGGCCACGGCGCCUCCUCCAGCGACGCCGACUUCGACCCAGCAUCCCGUCUUGUCCCGGUUACCGACGCGCGGCGCAUCCGCGUAACCUUCAACGCCUCCGUCUCGGACGUACUCCCCUGGAAAUUCGUGCCCCAACAACGAGAAGUGCGUGUGCUCCCCGGUGAGACAGCUCUCGCCUUCUACACCGCAACCAACCGAAGCGAUUCCGACAUUAUCGGGGUUGCUACUUACAGCGUAACACCGGCGCAGGUAGCGCCGUACUUCAGCAAGAUACAGUGUUUUUGCUUUGAGGAGCAGAGGUUGAAUGCGGGCGAGACGGUGGAUAUGCCGGUUUUCUUUUACUUGGAUCCGGAUUUGUUGGAUGAUCUUAAUAUGAGGGGUAUUAAUGAAGUUACGCUGAGUUAUACUUUCUUCAAGGCGAAAUAUGAUAAUAAUGGGAACUUCAAAAACUUCCCUACGGUGACGACGUAA